UUGCCGUUUUGGUGGCGCUCCAGGAUUGCCGGAGGGUGUUCGACGGUCUCGAGCCAUGAGUAGCGAUCCAGACACCGUGGAGGCUGGCAGGCGGGACCCUCGCGUGCGUGCCACUGGCAAGGGUCCACUGAUACUAGCCAAGCUGAUCUUAUCAUACCUCGAUAAGAAGAACCAGGGUUACGGGGGAGACUAUGGCGAGCUGGUGGAGAAGUUGAGUGGGCCGGAGAUGUCCGGUGGGGACAUGGGAAAAUGGCUCCAGGCCCUCAAACUGUGCGUCUCUCGUCUUGACGAGGACUGUGGACAGCUAGUAUCUGCCACACUGAGGUUUCCGUGGUUCACUCAGACAGAGUCACUGGUGGAAGUGUAUCUGGACUACCUUGCCAACCUUCUCUCAGCUCAGGUGUGUCAUAUGGAGGACACUCUAGCAGCACUCACUCAGGCUCUACUAGGGCCCACCACUCUGACCGCUGCCACCACCAGUACCACAUCGGGGGAAGUGGAUGAGGCGUGUUAUUCCAAUCUCCACAGAGGUCUGCAGACUCUCCUGGAGAUUGUGCCACGUGCCGCAGCUCAGCUUGUGUCGGCUCUCAACAAACACUACCCUUUCCGGACUCGAGGCCCCGAUAUUCAGGAGGUGGCGGUAAGGAACUGUCUCCAUGUCACUACCUACUGUCCCACUGUGACGGAAGAUAUCCUAUGUCUCCUCGUCAAGAAGAUGAUCAACAUUGAUGCUGAGAUAAGGCUGGACGAUGAAUUGUCGAUGGAGUUGGUCAUUGAUGAGGAGGGUGAACCCCAGUUCCACGUCGACAUGGAACAGGAACCACUGAUGAUGUUGCAAGGGGGCGGGGCACAUUCCACCAUAGGGGAAAGUUCUAGCACCCCUGGCAGUGAAACCACACCCACAGAGAAUGGUUGCCGUGGAGAUGAAGCCAUGCCUCCCCACUUGGGUCCGAGUUUAAGUAAACAUCGUGUGAUGCGGAAUGACUUGAGUGAAAGUCUUGACAUCCACAUGACUGUUCUACAGAACCACAUGAAAUCAGUUUGCUUCCACGAUGGCCAGCUUGUCACCGAAGAAGCUGUGGCUUUGCUGCAAACUCUUUUCAAGGUAUUCUCCAAUGUGAUUCUACCGACACACGCCAUUUCUCACGUUCAGUUUCUCAUCUUUUACUUGACCAGUUUCCACAAGGAGUUCCCUGGAGUUUUCCUUGACUUUCUGUGGAAAAAGGCAAGUUUAAUACGAAGUAGUUUGUCUGACCUGCAGUUUCAAGACCUGAGUAGCUCUGCAGUGUUGAGACAGACCGCCGCUACAUACAUGGCCAGUUACAUCGCCAGGUCAAAGUUCGUCUCCGUGGAAACAGCAAGGCUCUGCCUAGUUCACAUGAUGAACUGGUUACAUCAGUAUCUGGAUAUGUGUGAUCCGUCCACUCUCGGGCCGUAUGUAGCUCGACAUGGUCCGUUCUUCUCCCUCUGUCAGUCUGUCUUCUACAUCUUUGUCUUCAGGCACCAGAGCCUUGUGGAGAUGGAAAAUGGGCUGACUUUUCUGCGAAGUUUGAACUUUGAGAGGAUUAUAUCUUCAAAGUUGAAUCCACUUCAGGUCUGCCUUCCGAGUGUGGUGGGAAAGUUUUCAAAGCUGGCGAGUCGCCAUGAGCUCGUCUUCUGCUACACCAUUUUGGAGGCCAACAAGCGACUGUUGCUACUCCUGGCUGCCUCUCUUGGUACCCAGUCAGUGACUCCCACCACCAACUAUCUCGAUGCCUUCUUCCCUUUCGACCCAUACUUCCUCCACAGGUCUUCAGAGGUGAUCCAGCCAAUCUACCAAGAGUGGGAAGGAGUUGAUGAAGAGGAAGAUGAGGAGGAGGAGAGGGAAGGGGAGGGAGAGGAUGGUGACGGUGGAGAGGCUGGCUCGCUUCCAUCCUCCUCUUCUGCCUCCUUUCUGAGUGUCGGUCUCAGCUGCGAUGAUGCCACGCCCACUUAUUGUGGCUCCAUCAGUGAACCAAACCUCAAUAGUUUACAGUCUUUCAAAAUCUAGUUAGGUGUACUUAUGUAUUUUAGCAUGAAA
Geodia barretti is the source of this 2059-nucleotide messenger RNA. Lineage: Eukaryota; Metazoa; Porifera; Demospongiae; Tetractinellida; Geodiidae. The record is from the annotation of a GenBank genome assembly.